GCUUGCAUGUGCCGCUCCGCCAGUGGGGAAAAGGUGCUGGGUGGAGAGGAGUGGUAUGGAAUGAGCUGCCCAGGUUGAGUGACACUCCUCCAUUCCACUAUGGGCAAGAAGGGCAAGGUCGGGAAGGGCCGGCGGGACAAGUUCUAUCACUUGGCGAAGGAGACCGGUUACCGUUCCCGCUCUGCUUUCAAGCUUAUCCAGCUGAAUCGCCGCUUUCAGUUCCUGCAGAAAGCCCGAGCCUUGUUGGAUCUGUGUGCUGCGCCAGGGGGAUGGCUGCAGGUGGCUGCCAAGUUUAUGCCUGUAUCCAGCCUUAUUGUGGGAGUGGACCUGGUUCCAAUCAAGCCUCUUCCCAAUGUGGUGACACUCCAGGAGGACAUCACAACAGAACGCUGUAGGCAGGCCUUGAAGAAGGAGCUAAAGACCUGGAAAGUUGACGUGGUGCUCAAUGAUGGGGCCCCCAACGUUGGGGCUAGCUGGGUCCAUGAUGCUUACUCCCAAGCCCAUUUGACACUGAUGGCUCUGCGUUUGGCUUGUGAUUUUCUGGCUCGUGGUGGCUGCUUCAUCACAAAGGUUUUCCGUUCCCGUGACUAUCAGCCCCUACUCUGGAUCUUCCAGCAGCUGUUCCGCCGUGUCCAGGCCACCAAGCCCCAAGCCUCUCGCCAUGAAUCUGCAGAGAUCUUUGUAGUCUGCCAGGGAUUUCUGGCUCCGGACAAGGUUGACAGUAAAUUCUUUGACCCCAAAUUUGCCUUCAAGGAGGUUGAAGUUCAGGCCAAGACUGUUACUGAGUUGGUUACUAAGAAAAAGCCAAAGGCUGAAGGCUAUGCUGAGGGUGAUCUCACUCUGUAUCACCGGACCUCGGUCACUGACUUUCUCCGAGCUGCCAACCCUGUUGACUUCCUCUCCAAAGCCAGUGAAAUCUCACUAGAUGAUGAAGAGUUGGCACAACAUCCAGCCACCACUGAGGAUGUGCGGGUGUGCUGUCAGGAUAUCAAAGUGCUGGGGCGCAAGGAGCUUAGGUCCCUACUGAACUGGAGAACAAAGCUUCGGCGGUAUGUGGCCAAGAAGCUGAGAGAGCAAGCGAAGGCACUGGACAUCAGCCUCAGCUCGGGAGAGGAAGAAGAUGAGGAGGAGGAGUCAACAGCCAGGCAGUCCUCUAAGGAGGAGGAAGAGGAGGAACAGCUGAACCGUACAGUGGCAGAGAUGAAGGCCCAGGAAGUGGCGGAAUUAAAGAGGAAGAAAAAGAAGCUGCUGCGCGAGCAGAGAAAGCAGCGGGAGCGCGUGGAACUAAAGAUGGAUCUUCCCGGGGUUUCUAUUGCAGACGACGGGGAGACUGGCAUGUUCUCCCUGCGUACCAUCCGGGGUCACCAGCUGUUAGAGGAGGUAACACAAGGGGAUAUGAGUGUGGCAGACACGUUUCUGGCUGAUCUGCCAAGAGAUGACAUCUAUAUAUCAGAUGUGGAGGAGGAGGAAGAUGCAUCUCUGGACAGUGACCUGGAUCCAGAGGAGCUGGCAGGAGUUGGAGGACCUCAGAGGCUAAAGGCCCAAAAGCGUGUACAAUUUGCUGAAGUAGAAGAUAAUAAAAAAGAGGAGAAGGAAGAAGAGAAUCCAUUGCUGGUACCAUUGGAGGAAAAGGCGGUACUGCAGGAAGAACAAGCCAACCUGUGGUUCUCAAAGGAUGGCUUCAGUGGCAUUGAGGACGAUGCUGACGAGGCCCUGGAGAUCAGUCAGGCCCAGCUGUUGUAUGAGAGCCGUCGGAAGGGGCAGCUGGCGCCUCCACCUUCCAGUGUGCAGACUGAGAGAACACCCCCCCGGUGCCAGGAUGAGGCCCCUAAGGGGGCAGAGGCUGCCACUGGCCCUGGGGAGGAAGAAGGAGAUGGCCGCUCAGACAGUGAUAGCAGCAGCAGUGAGGAUGAAGAGAGUUGGGAACCACAGCGUGGCAAGAAGCAAAGCCGUGGGCCUACAUCAGAUGAUGAUGGUGGCUUUGAGGUAGUGCCCAUCGAGGACCCAGCGAAACAUCGGAUUCUGGACCCUGAAGGUCUUGCUCUAGGUGCUAUUAUUGCCUCUUCCAAAAAGGCCAAGAGAGACCUCAUAGAUAACUCCUUCAGCCGGUACACAUUCAACGAGGAGGAAGAGGAGCUUCCUGAGUGGUUUGUGCAGGAGGAAAAGCAGCACAGGAUACGGCAAUUACCUAUUGACAAGAAGGAGGUGGAACAUUACCGAAAACGCUGGCGGGAAAUCAACGCACGUCCCAUUAAGAAAGUGGCUGAGGCCAAGGCCAGAAAGAAACGGAGGAUGCUGAAGAAGCUGGAGCAAACCAAGAAAAAGGCAGAAGCCGUGGUGAACACGGUAGACAUCUCAGAACGAGAGAAAGUGGCACAGCUCCGAAGUCUCUACAAGAAGGCUGGGCUUGGCAAGGAGAAACGUCAAGUCACCUAUGUUAUAGCCAAAAAAGGCGUGGGCCGCAAAGUGCGCCGGCCAGCUGGAGUCAGAGGUCAUUUCAAGGUGGUGGACUCGAGGAUGAAGAAGGACCAAAGAGCACAGCAACGGAAGGAGCAGAAGAAAAAACACAGGCGGAAGUGAAUGGACCCACUAGGGCCCCUGAGGAGACGGUAUAUAUGGACGGAGAGCACUUUGGUGCUGCCCACCCCAGCCUCCUGGUACCUCCUGUACCCUCGUGUGCUCCGCAGUCAUCUGAGAAGACAGGUUUGGUACUAGAACUCUCGGGUGGUCUUGAGUGGUGAGGAGGACAUCCCAUUAAAGCACUGCUGUAAUGUCCUGCUGGUGCACAGCCCUUCUGUGAAAAGUACGGGCUACUGGAUGAACAGUCGUACCUUUUUAAAGUUAAGGGGAAGUGGAGUGUAGGCCUCUCAAGUUUUCCCCUCUCCUCUUCCAUGAUCAUCUGAAUAAAACCAGGAUGGUACCAA
Messenger RNA from Manis pentadactyla (Chinese pangolin), 2924 nucleotides. RefSeq names its product FtsJ RNA 2'-O-methyltransferase 3 (gene FTSJ3). Gene Ontology annotation, biological process: maturation of LSU-rRNA from tricistronic rRNA transcript (SSU-rRNA, 5.8S rRNA, LSU-rRNA); rRNA methylation; maturation of 5.8S rRNA from tricistronic rRNA transcript (SSU-rRNA, 5.8S rRNA, LSU-rRNA). Gene Ontology annotation, cellular component: nucleolus; preribosome, large subunit precursor; nucleus. The transcript is spliced from 21 exons. Lineage: Eukaryota; Metazoa; Chordata; Mammalia; Pholidota; Manidae. Gene Ontology annotation, molecular function: rRNA (uridine-2'-O-ribose)-methyltransferase activity; rRNA (guanine) methyltransferase activity. The coding region runs from base 100 to 2580 and encodes 826 amino acids. The record is from RefSeq and is a predicted model, not a curated record.